AUGCCUGAAUUAACAAUGAAAGAUAUAUUUAACCAAUGUCAGAAAGGACUACAACAUCACAACAAGAUGUUGAAAGUGAUGAGAACUAUGUAUUCUAUGAUGGAAUUUGAUAGUUUUUGGAAGGAAUUUCUCCAUCUAAUGAAGUUUUCUAUGGUGGUGUAUAAACGAGAGGCAGCCGUUGAGAGGACUAUAGAGUUUAUAUGUAAAUUUGUAUCAGCACCUGAUAUACCUAAACCUUCAAGUCAAGGGAAUAAUGAAACAGUAGUUGAUGAAGAUGACAUAGAAGAUAAUCCAUUAUUGAUUAAAACAUUUGAAUUUUUAUUGGAUUAUCAUAGUGCUUGUGAUAGAGGUGUAAGAUUUCGCUGUUGUCAGAUGAUAAAUAAGUUGUUAAAUAAUCUAUCUCAAGAUGCUCAAAUAGAUGAUGAGUUAUAUGAUCGUAUUUAUAGCUGUAUGUUAGAAAGAAUGAGAGAUAAAAUUCAUGUAGUAAGAAAACAUUCUGUAUUAGCUAUAUCCAGAUUACAAGAUCCUACUGAUGAUAACUGUCCUGUUAUAAAAGCUUAUUUGUAUUUGAUGUCUUGUGAUCCCAAUCCUGAUGUGAGAAGAGCUGUUUUAGGAGUUAUUGCCCCUUCUACUAGAACUCUUGCACAUAUACUGGAGAGAACACGAGAUGUGAAUGAAAGUGUAAGACAAGUAGCUUAUUGUGUUCUAGCUGAGAAAAUCCAUAUUAAAUCUUUGACUAUAGCUCAGAGACUACAGUUAUUACAUGAAGGCCUAAAUGACCGUGCUGCUAGUGUACGUGAUAUCUGCUCUAAGAAAGUAUUACAAGCAUGGUUACGAUCAUUCAGUGGUAAUAUAUUGGAUUUGUUGAAGAGUUUAGAUGUGAAUUCUACUGAGAUCUGUGAGCAAGUGCUCAAUACAAUGUUUCAACAGUCACAAGUUGCUGAUCUAGUUUCCAACUUUAACUUAUUGGAUGACAGUUAUAUGGUUGUAAUAGAAGAGUUAGAUUGUGAAAGUUCUAUGUAUUGGAGAAUGUUAUUGAAAUAUAUACAGUCUAAGGGUAAUGAAUAUGAAGAAAUAUUAGAAACUAUUAUACCCAAUUGUUUAUUAUAUGCUAAUUAUCUACGCAAGUAUUUAGAAGAUAAUAUGGAUUGUGAUGAUAUAGAGAAACAGUUAGAAAUAGAGUUUGUUUUACAACAAUUAUUAAUCUUAAUAGAUAGUAUGGAUUUAGCUGAUCAAGCAGGCAGGAAAGCUCUAGAGAAGAUAUUACAUGAUAUGUUAGUAUGUGAAACUAUUGGUUCUGGACUAGUUAAACAUAUUCUACCACGACUAGAAACUAUUACAACUACCUCAGAAUCACUCGUUAACUACCUAGCUGAAACUAUCUCUGAAAUUAAAGAACCUAUAACUAUUGUAGAGAAGGGUAUUAAUAAAGAUCAACAACGACAAAUAGACUUAAAGAUUGCUAGUAUUAGAGUGAAAUUAAAUCAAUUAAGAGAAGAAAUGGACGAUUGUGUACAGAAACAGGAGUUUGUUAAGGCAGCUGAAUUAAAAGGUGUUAUUGGUGAAUUAGAUGUAGAAAAAUUACAACUACUGGACUCAGCUAGACCUGAACAAGAAGAAGUUAGAACUGAAAAGAAUGAUCCAGCUACAUUGCUCAAAUGUUUAACUAUAAUUAGUGAAAUGUUAAAAAUAUUACCAUUAAAAACAUUAUCAUCUACUGUACAAAUGAUGUUAGAGGCCCAGAUAAUACCUGGUAUUCAGAGUGAGUAUGAAAGUGUUAGAAAUGAGGCUGUUGCAGCAUUAGGGUUAUGUUGUCAUUUAAAACAAGAUUUAGUUUUGAUCUAUUUACCAUUAUUUAUGCAGGUAUCUCAAGUUGAUACAGUAGAAGUACGUACUAGUGCCUUGACCUGCUUAUUUGAUUUAGUACACAUGUAUGGUAUUGAUAUAUUAAAAGAUACCGAAACUACUAUAACAACUACUAAAGAUACUACAGUUUCUAUUGAUACUACUAUUGAGGCCUUCGAUACUACUCAACAAAAUGAAAGUACUAAUGAUUUGACUGUAGAACCUGAACCUCAACAACAAUCUGAAGCUAUUAAUGUUGCUGCCAAACUGGUAGCUAUAUUGAGUGCUUUUCUUGAUAGUGAGAGUGUUGAAUUAAGAACUGUAGCAGCUGAAGGUUUAGCUAAAUUAAUGUUAUCAGGUCGAUUAGUAUCAUCUAAAAUACUAUCUCAUCUAAUAUUAUUAUGGUGUAAUCCUGUAACAGAAGAUGAUCAUCAUCUACGACAAUGUCUUGGAGCUUUCUUUCCUAUCUUCUCUUUUGCUGCUAGGGUAAAUCAAGAAAUAAUGGAGGAAUCAUUUAUGCAGACAUUAAACACAUUGAUGAAUGCCCCAACAUCCAGUCCUUUAUCUGAUGUAGACAUUUGUAAAGUAUCUGAUAUACUAGUACAGUUAAUAAACACUAAAAGACUGGUUGUUCAUGUGAAUACUGAUUCUUCAAAAUUGGACAAUCCUGGUCAUGAUAAUAUUUGUAUUAAAAUUUGUAAUGAAAUACUCACCAAUUCAGAUUCAUUUAAUUUGAAAUUUUGGAUACGUAUAUUAAACCAAUUAGAUAUAAGUCAAGAUAAUGAACAGAAUAUUAAAACAGUUAUUGGUUUAUGUGAAGAAAUGUUAGAGGUAAGCUUAUUUUUAAAUCUUAUCUUAUGUUGA
Lottia gigantea (owl limpet) is the source of this 2709-nucleotide messenger RNA. RefSeq lists its product as hypothetical. NCBI's taxonomy places the organism in Eukaryota, Metazoa, Mollusca, Gastropoda, Lottiidae. The record is from RefSeq and is a predicted model, not a curated record. Gene Ontology annotation, biological process: mitotic chromosome condensation. Gene Ontology annotation, molecular function: protein binding. Gene Ontology annotation, cellular component: condensed chromosome; cytoplasm; condensin complex. Bases 1 to 2709 code for a protein of 902 amino acids. The transcript has 15 exons.